Lotus japonicus is the source of this 2078-nucleotide messenger RNA. RefSeq names its product cationic amino acid transporter 1-like. Bases 157 to 1956 code for a protein of 599 amino acids. Gene Ontology annotation, biological process: transmembrane transport; amino acid transport. Lineage: Eukaryota; Viridiplantae; Streptophyta; Magnoliopsida; Fabales; Fabaceae. The transcript is spliced from 4 exons. Gene Ontology annotation, cellular component: plasma membrane. The record is from RefSeq and is a predicted model, not a curated record. Gene Ontology annotation, molecular function: L-lysine transmembrane transporter activity; L-glutamate transmembrane transporter activity.
AAUAAAAGGCCUUUUGCAUUGUAUUUAAAACUAGAUUCAAGAAAAGAUUGGUUCUGAUUUUGUUUCUCCAAUCUUUUCUUCGUAAAUACUCACGAAGAUUGGAGAAAUUUUGAAGCCUUGGGGUUUUCUCAUCACAAAAUACUCACGAAGAAGAGAAUGGAAGCAAAUGGAAAUUCCAACUUAGCAGCAGAAGAUGUUGUCCCUUCACCAAUAAAGUUGAAGUCAUUUGAGAACUUAUCCAGCUAUGGAAGAGCACUCUUGCACACCCCAUUUAGACUUGUGGAUCGGGUCUUGGCCCGAUCCAUGGAUGAAGUGGAGUUGGUGGAGGUGAAGAAACGAAGUCAGCAUGAGAUGAAGAAAACACUCACAUGGUGGGAUUUGAUGUGGUUUGGUUUGGGCAGUGUCAUUGGUUCUGGCAUUUUUGUCCUCACAGGGCUUGAGGUGAAGGGAACUGUGGGACCUGCCGUGGUGAUAUCCUAUGUUAUCUCAGGCAUCUCUGCCAUGCUUUCUGUCUUUUGCUACACUGAGUUUGCUGUGGAAAUCCCUGUGGCUGGUGGUUCCUUUGCUUAUAUCAGAGUGGAGCUUGGUGAAUUUUUCGCCUUCAUAGCUUCAGGAAAUAUUCUCCUCGAGUAUGUAAUCGGCGGCGCUGCAGUGGCACGCUCAUGGACAUCCUACUUUGCCACCCUAUGCAACCAAGAGUCCGACAAGUUUCUCAUCCAAACCCAUGGCCUUGCAAAAAACUACAACCAGCUUGACCCCAUUGCUGUUGUAGUUCUAGCUGUUAUUUGUGUCUUUGCUAUUUCAAGCACAAAGGGCUCCUCACGUUUCAACUACAUUGCUUCAAUUAUUCAUGUUCUUGUCCUCUUAUUCAUCAUAGUUGCUGGGUUAACCAAAGCCAAAGCAGAGAACUACUCCGACUUUGCCCCUUUUGGUGCAAGAGGAAUCUUCCAAUCUGCUGCAGUUUUGUUCUUUGCUUACAUUGGAUUUGAUGCAGUUUCAACAAUGGCAGAAGAAACAAAGAACCCUGGAAGAGACAUACCUAUUGGUCUUAUUGCCUCAAUGACUUUGACAACAUUUUUAUACUGCAUGUUAGCUGUGACACUCUGUUUGAUGCAGAAAUACACUCAGGUUGAUGAGAGUGCAGCUUUCUCAGUAGCAUUUGAAGCUGUUGGGAUGAGUUGGGCUAAGUACAUUGUUGCAUUUGGAGCACUAAAAGGAAUGACUAGUGUUCUCCUUGUUGGAGCAGUGGGUCAAGCAAGGUACCUCACACACAUUGCAAGAACCCACUUGUUGCCCUCCUGGUUUGCAAGAGUGAAUGAAAGAACUGGAACACCCAUCAAUGCCACAAUUGUAAUGACUUUUGCCACUGCUAUUGUUGCAUUUUUCACUAGCCUUGAUGUUCUUGCCAAUCUUCUUUCGAUUUCUACUCUAUUCUUGUUUUCCCUUGUGGCCUUGGCUCUCUUGGUUCGCCGCUAUUGUGCCAGAGGAGUGACUACAAGGUUUAACAUUGGGAAAUUCAUUUGCUGCAUUGUUCUCAUCAUAGGCUCUUCAAUUGGCUCUGCAAUUUACUGGUCCAAAACCACAAACUGGAUUGGUUUUGCUAUUUUAGUACCUCUUUGGUUUUUGGGAACAAUUGGGAUUUGGAUUUUGGUUCCACUUGCAAAGAAGCCAAAGAUUUGGGGUGUUCCACUGGUUCCAUUCUUGCCAUCAGCAUCAAUUGGCAUCAACAUUUUCCUUCUUGGAACAUUGGAUAAGGAUUCAUUUAGAAGAUUUGGAUUGUGGACUGCAUUUUUGGUGGUGUAUUACCUACUUGUAGGAUUACAUGCAUCUUAUGACGUAGCAAAUACACAAAAUGAAAAGGGGAAACUAGAUAUCAAUACUGAGACAAAUUUGGAUGAAGAAAAUGGUGUUUCAUUGGUGAUGGGAUCUAGUCCAAAAAAUGAAAAUCAUAUGUAGCAGGAUUUUAACUCAUGUUUUGGUUGUGUCAUUGUUGUCUAUGGGAACAGCUGAGACAAUAAAUGUUUGUUUGUAAAAAUGGCACUUUUCAAUUUUACCUUCAUAGAUUUCAUAUUAAACCA